Messenger RNA from Enterobius vermicularis (human pinworm), 774 nucleotides. NCBI's taxonomy places the organism in Eukaryota, Metazoa, Nematoda, Chromadorea, Rhabditida, Oxyuridae. The record is from the annotation of a GenBank genome assembly.
AUGAAAAAUAUAUUAGAAAAAAGUUGUGAUCGUCUUCAUGAUCACUGUUCAAGAAGAGGACGUAAACUGGUAGGAUUUAUUGGACCAAGAGGACCGCCUGGACCACAAGGACCGGCAGGUCCACCGGGAAAACGAGGUCCUACUGGACCAGAAGGACCAAUGGGUUUAAUUGGUGACGUCGGUAGAGAAGGACCUCCAGGAAGAGAUGGAGUCUGUAACUGUACAUUUCCUGAUAUAUAUAUGCAACCUGUUGCUGUACCCGGACCACCAAUUAUUCAAAUUCAAGAAAAAAUUGUUCCUGUACCAGUUAUUAUUAUCAAAGAAGUUGACAUGAAAGGCAUGGAAACAACAGAUCAGUCAAGAAUUGUUGAACCAGCAAUAAAUUCUUCAUAUACAUCUGCAACACCGAUAUCAUCAAAUGAAACUUCUAGUAAUGUAAGCCAAUUUGAUGAGUUUACACCAAAAACUAUUAAACCGACAAGAGGUCAACAAACUUUACGAGCUGAUGUACAGUUAACGACAAUUACUGAACCCUAUUCAGGACCGCCUACGUUGGGAUAUAAUCGAAAAGAAUGUACGCUUGCCGCUGUUGGUAUACCGGUGUUACAUGCCGAAUCACAGUACAGUUCAAUUGGUUCCUGGAUGCGUGAUUCACAGCCGUACAGCGAUGAGAUGUCAAAACGACGUUGGUUGACAGAUGAUUAUGCUUCACCGGUGUUAUAUGAAUAUGAAAAUGAAAAACAGUUGUUGAAUAAAAAACAAAAAAUUAAGUAA